Parnassius mnemosyne (clouded apollo) is the source of this 2898-nucleotide messenger RNA. The record is from the annotation of a GenBank genome assembly. Lineage: Eukaryota; Metazoa; Arthropoda; Insecta; Lepidoptera; Papilionidae.
AUGUGCGAAGAACAUUUUAUUAAAAAUACAACUCGUCUACAAGACGGUCGUUUCUGUGUGAGAAUACCACUGAAACAAUCACGUGAUAAUUUAGGCGGUUCCCUACAACGCGCCAAGCUUUGCCUCCUUUCUCUUGAGCGUAGGUUUAAGGGUCAACCCAAAUUUAAAAAUAAUUAUACUCAAUUCAUGUCAGAGUAUCUAACACUAGGACACAUGUCUGAAUGUUCAUUUGAUCCACGGAGGUUAGCAUAUUUUAUACCACACCAUGGAGUGAUUCGCGAAAGCAGCUUAACGACUAAGCUCAGAGUUGUUUUCAAUGCGAGCAGUCCGACUACUUCCGGUAUUUCAUAUAAUAAUUUGCAAUUAGUGGGGCCCACUGUACAGGAUGAUCUGCUAUCUAUACUACUUAGAUUCCGACAACAUAAGUACGUGCUAUCAGCAGACGUAGAAAAGAUGUAUAGACAGAUCGUCGUACAUCCUGAUGACAGACCUCUCCAACAAAUAGUUUGGAGAAAUGAUCCAUCAGAGCCCAUGAAAGCCUACCAGUUAAACACCGUUACUUAUGGCACAGCCAGCGCACCCUAUCUCGCCACCAGAUGUCUUAAGCAGAUUGGUAUGGAUUGCAAGGACGAUAAAAUCUCCGAAAUAAUAAUCCUUGACUUCUACGUCGAUGACCUAUUAACUGGAGGGGACAGCAUUCAAGAUGCGCUGGAUAUACAUAACAAGGUGUCUUCUGAACUGGCCACAGCUGGUAUGAACCUCCGUAAGUGGAAAUCAAAUGAACCUCGAGUAAUACUAAAUAAUAACAAUUCAUCUCUCGACUUAAAUAUUGGUUCUACUGAACCCUGUAAAACAUUAGGUCUCAGCUGGCAAAUCGAGUCUGAUGAACUGUAUUUUUCGACGAGUGAAAUCGUUUUGAAUAAUUUUACAAAACGUGGAUUACUCUCGGUUAUUUCACAAAUCUUUGAUCCACUGGGUCUUCUGACCCCAUGCAUAAUUUCUAUGAAAAUUUUAAUGCAAAAAUUAUGGUUACUUAAACUUACAUGGGACGAACAGUUGCCUUCGGAAAUAAUUAAAUUAUGGCUUUCAAUUGUAGAAAACUUAUCAUUUUUAAACAAUUUAAGAAUUCCACGCAGUGUUAUCUGCAAUCAAUAUAUUAAUGUAGACUUACAUAUUUUUAGUGACGCAUCUCAAAUGGCUUACGGAGCAUGUCUGUAUGUCCGUAGUUCUAAUAAUAAAAAUAAUGUGAAGGUGCGUUUACUUUCAGCCAAAAGUCGCGUGGCUCCCAUAAGGCCGACUACAAUACCACGGCUUGAGCUCUGCGCUGCACUUGUCGGUGUCCGUCUCUAUGAGAAGGUGAUAAGUUCGCUUCGAAUCCAAGUAAGAUCAGUAAUUUUUUGGUCAGAUUCGACAAUCGUUUUAGGUUGGUUAAAAAUGCUACCUAACAAAUUACAACCUUUUGUUCGUAAUCGAGUUGCCGAAAUUUUGGAAAAAACAGGUUCAUUUACUUGGCGACAUGUUCCCACUGAUCUCAAUCCGGCAGACUAUGUUUCCCGCGGUACGAACAUAAAUCAAAUUCAUAAUCUUGACUUAUGGUGGUCUGGUCCACAGUUUUUAAAGGGUGACAUGUCUAGUUGGCCUGCUAACCCUAUUGUAAGUGAGAAGCUACCAGAAACUCGCUCAGAGAUUUCUUUAGUUGUUACCGAUCAGAAAAAACCUUUAAUUGACUUUGAGAGAUUCUCUAAUUUUAUAAGAUUACAACGUUCUAUGGCCUACGUGUUAAGAUUUAUUAAUAUUUGUAAAAAGAAACCGGUACAAAGUAAAUUUUUAAGUAACGACGAACUACAUAAUUCUUUAAAUACUUUAAUUAGAUUGUCACAAAUUGAGUCAUUCGAGGAAUAUGUGACCUUAUAUAAUAACAAAAAAUUGCCUUCAAAAUGUACUAUUUUGAAAUUUAAUCCUUUCCUAGACGAAAAUAAAAUAAUGCGUGUCGGUGGUCGUUUAGGAAAUGCAUUAUUUACUUAUGAAAAGAAACAUCCGAUUAUGUUACAGUCCACUAAUCGUUUUACCAAAUUAUUGUUUAAGUAUAUGCAUGUCAAGCUUUUACACGCCGGUCCUCGUUUACUAUUAGCUUCAAUUAGAGAAAUGUAUUGGCCCAUCGGAGGCCUCAAGUUAGCUAAAUAUUGUUAUCGACAAUGUUACUUAUGUUGUCGUUAUAAGGGAAGGGUUAUAAAUCCACUUAUGGGCAAUCUGCCUCAGGGUCGAGUGACUCCCGGCGGUUUUCCCUUCGAGAGCGUUGGCGUCGAUUAUGCUGGACCUAUUAUGUCCGCCAGUCGUCAAGGCCGUGGUUGCAAGCUUACGAAAGUGUAUAUUCUCAUCUUCGUUUGUUUUGCGACAAAGGCUGUACACGUGGAGUUAACAGGCGAUCUAACAAGUAAUAAUUACUUAUCAGCACUUCGUCGAUUCAUUUCACGUCGCGGAAAACCUAAACACAUAUACUCCGACAACGGAACUUCAUUCGUAGGCGCAUACAACGAAAUCGGUCGUUUUAUAAAAGACAAUUGCAAUUCACUGUCCGAGAAUUUGGCUCAGGAAAAUAUAAAUUUCCAUUUCAUUCCUCCGCAAGCCCCUCACUUUGGCGGUCUUUGGGAAGCAGGUGUUAAGUCAAUAAAAUAUCAUUUACGGAGAAUAUUAGGUAAUUGUAACCUUACAUACGAGGAAUUAAACACUGUGCUGAUUCAAAUUGAAGGUGUACUGAACUCUCGUCCGCUGACACCUCUCUCCACGGAUCCUGAUGACUUACUGCCAUUAACCCCGGGACAUUUCCUCAUCGGCCGCCCCAUCACCUCUCUUCCUUCUCAAAAUUAUGAAGAAGUCCCUAGCAGUAGACUGAGUUGA